GCUCGACGCACCCGGUUUCCGCCGUCACCACUAACAAGGUGCCACACAAAGAUCUGUGUCCUGGCGCUUGUCUAAAGCGCAAGAUUGCCACUGUUAAGACCCCAAAAACGAACGCGGAAAGGACAGCGGAGGGAAGCAACUCCAACGACGAAUCGAACAUUUGUUUCGGUUAGAUCAGCCCAUUUGGCUCUUGAUUCGCUUGGAAGUGGCCGCAGAAUAUUCUCAAAUGCACACGGAUCGACGCCGAGGCCGCUGUAGCUUCUCUUGCCUUCUUUGUGGUCCCCGUCACCCUUCCGCCUGAAUGGCGUUUUCUUGAAAAGGAAGAAAUACAUGUUUUCGCUUCCCCAGACAACCCGGAUCUCCGCGUUUUAAUCUCUUGGACGUAUUCACGAAAAUGGGCAAAACCGCAAGUCGGACAAAGCGAUCUCUCGCGUCGCGUUCUCUUCACGAACCGACCUCGACGAAGGACAUGGACAACUAAGUGAAAACAAAGAGGAUAUGGUAAAAAAGUGUGCGACAAGGAGCGUUUCCCUGUGCUUGCUGCGUUCUGAAAACAGCGCCAUGACGGUUACUUCUGUGCACCACCCAUAACGUUUUCCGUCGGGCGGACAGACGGCCCUUCUCCUUUUUUCGUUCAGUUCUCCAUCGCUGUUACUUUUUGUCGUGCUUUUACAAGCUGUUCGUCGUCUUUUCCUCUCUCGUAAAUGUUGAGUAAUGCCGGAGAAAAUGACGAAUGCCAUCGAGGAUCGUGAGAACCCUCACCUCAAACUCCGUGUCGUUGCCUCAGUUCCCAUUUCGUAGUUGUGGUUUGUUUUGCUUGCUUUCGUUCGGACCUUCUCGACUCCUCUUUUCUUUCGCGUUAGGGCCCGUGUUUAUCUCCCAAUUCCUUCUUUGCUAUCUUUUUUUCUCGUCUUUCCCCUGUUCUUGUGGAGCGUUCUGGGUGCGAAGAAACCACAGCAGGUGCAGGGGCACAGGCCUACGCCCACCGCGUGCUCAGAACGGCUUUGGACAGACCCCUAAAAGUGGAGAAAAUGCAGCCAAACAGAGGAGUCGGCACAAUGCACCUACGCUUCACUAGUGUGGACUCCGUCCUUCCUUGGCAACGAGAGAAAGACGCAGUGGGGCAAAGAUCGCUGCACAGACAGUCCACGAAGUUAGGUUCCAUCGUUCAUUGGCUGCGCCUUUCCCCACACGACACGUCCUUUGACUGAUCCGCAGCGUUUCGCCUUCGUUGUCUUCCAUUCCUCCUUUCUUCUUGAUUCCCUCCGACCCUCCGAUCUUAUCCCAUCCUUCGCCCACCUUGAGGAAACAUUUUUCCACCAUCUCUGGAUUCUUGUUCGUGCGCUGGGAUUUCCGUUUCUGAACCCCUCGUUGGGCGCAAUGGAAUGUCUCGACCACGUAGGCAGGGACACAAGGAAGGCAGACACGCCGUCGGGUCUCUUAUCGCGGUCCUCUUCUUUUAGAGCGGAGUUGCCUGAUCUAACGGAGAGCAGCACACGAGUUCGAUCCGAGAAGGAAGAUGUAGGGGCUUUCAUCGAAGCCCAGCAGCCAGUGGAGCCCCCAGGCAUGGAAACGCGGUUCGAGGGCACCCUUUGUGACGAUGAAAAGCCGAAAGCGACACAACAUGUACGGGGCAAAGAGACAGUUCCCUCUCCUGCCCACAGCUCCGCGGUCGCCUCAGCUAUCCAAACCUCUGAAGACUCGGAACGACCUCAAAGAAGGAAACAGACUAACAGUCGGGACUUAGGGUCGCGAGAAACCUCUCCUCCCCUUCACGCACUAGAGGCAAAGUCAUCUGCUCUUCCCCAACUUUUCCAAGAAUCUUCGAACCUCUCUGUGUCGCUGUCGACGUCCCAGUCUGGUGUUGGUAGUGGCAGCAUGCGCUUGUCGUUUUCUUCCUCGCAGGUCACUGCUUCUUCCUCCCCGUCGCGUCUGUCGCAGGCUGCGUCCUUUCCGGUUUCUACCACGCAGCGGCCUGUACGUGAGCCCCGUCUGACUUGCUGUGAACGAGACGGAGUGGGAGAAAAAACAGUAGAGGGUCAUGAGGAGACACACCUCCGAGGCUUACAGGGCCGCCGUGUUGGGCACGACCGAGACAAAGACCUUCCUUUCCGCAUGCACUCGAGCUCGGAGAACAGCGACAACUUGAAAGAGGUCACAGACCUCGUCCUGCGUGAGGGACCGUUCACACCAGAGUUACCGUAUUUUCCACUGUUCGUUGGCGCCGAGAGCGAAAGCGGAACCCUGGCGUCUACCAUUGGGGCAAAACGAGGGUGGGAGAAGGGAGAAAACGAAGACGAGACAGCUGCUGGUGUCGCAGGCCCUUUUCCUACUCCGGCUGAGCAGUAUGGGGUACGGCACUCGUCUGGAGGCGACACAGUUGAGGCCGCGUUUGGGCGACGUUUCCGUCACAGAGAGAGAAGAGAAGUCAUCAAGAGCUGUACGUCUUCGUCGUCCCCUGGGGACUCUUCUUCCCACAGCUUCUUCUCUUCUUCGCCGGGCGGGUCUGCUUCUUCUCCAGAAGACGCGUUGGGUCUCCAUCCCGCCCUUGUCUCGCUGUCUCCGCCGGAGACUGGCUCUCUGCUCCUGUCUCCGCGCCAGAGGGUCUCCGCCUCACAAGGCCCGUAUCAGAGACACAGGGAUCGCCCGCAGUUUGAAGGCCACCACAGGAGGGGCGAGGCGGAGAUGAAGACUCCCGCGGAGCCGAACGCUUCUCCGUCUUCUCAGCUCCUCAGCAAAAUCGACGCAGCGUACCGAGCCGUGAAAACGUGGGUGGAAGACAGCUUCCUCGUCGACAUCAAUCGGUCGCUGCUGUAUCCGCCUUCGCCGCUCUUCUCUCGGGGUGAGAACGCCUCCGAGACAGCUUCGUAUCCCUCAACCUCGCUGAAGAGGGGCUGCCUGAGAGGCACAGGCUCUACUCUCAUGUCCCCCGUAGAGGCCAACACAGUGCUGACCCUGUCGCCGUCUGCUGGAGGCGCCCCACAGUUCGGAGACAGCCUCGACUCGGUGACAGAGAAAACCAGAAGCGAAGGGACAGUCUGGCGAGACGCAAAGGCGAGAGACAAAGAAGAACGGACAUCUCCCUCCUUCUUCCGUCUAGCCCGGUGGGGGCACACAGUGUCGCCUUCUGCCUUUGCGGAUAACUCCGCGAGUCUCUCGCCUUCGCCCCUGACGCUUGCGCGGAGACAGAAAGGCGCAGCCAUGCCGAACCUUCUGUCUCCAGUCUCGGUAGGAGGACGCCGAGAAGCCCCAGGGACUGGCUGUCUGCAGAGACGUAUGUGUCACGGUGUCUCAGGCUUCAAAGGUGCAACAGAAGCUUCGCUGCAGUCUAGUAGGAGAGUGAGAGAGGCGAAGAACGACCGUGACGCAAGCAAGUCACAGAGAGACAGAACACGGGGGCGGGCAGCAGACGAGGGGUCCACGACGAGACAAGGCGACGCAGAUACGAAACGCGGCCUUUCAGGACAAUCGGAGACACCUGUCGCCUUGCGCGGGACCCUUCCGCGAGCUCGAGGAGCGGAAGAAGACAAGCGACAGGGUCGAAGGGAGGCUAUCGCAGAUCGCCGUGCUCCCUCGACCCAUGGAGGUAUUCUCAGUGAAGGGCACCGAGUGACUGCAGAAGGCAACGAUAAUUGGGGAGCUAUUGGAGAGCCCUGGAGAGGAAAAGAGAGCGAUACGAUCUCCGAGAACAUGGACAAUGCUCGAGUCGCGGAGACCCACAGACAAACAGCAAGGAGGAGCGCCGAAGUGAAGCUCGUGGAGGCCGCUGAUGGGACAAAGUCACCGGAAAAUCAGCUCCUCAAAGAAGACAAAGUGUCUGGCCUGGGAGGGGCAGAGACCUUGCAAUCAGCGGGGCUGUUUCAAGAAGGCAGGAGAACACGGUCCCGAGAGAAUCAGGAGACCGAGCAAACGUCAAGUGCCGAAGACGGAUGGACUGAGGAGGAGAGACAAGUCGCAAGGCAGCUUCACCUUUCACCAUGUGGCUCGCGACGCCUCGGCUUUUCUACUCGCCGUCGAGGACGCCUGAGACAUGGAAGAUCGCAAGAAGAACAAGACGACAUGGAGGCCGGCAUCGCCUCGGCUUCAUCUAUUCUGACGCCUGCAGCUCCUGACACGCAGCCAGGAAUCUGUGUCUCCAAACAAGGCCGGCGCUUGGGCUCCACAGGCACCGGGUGGAGACCGAGGACAGGGCUGAAGAGCCCAGGAGUCCAGUUGGCGCGACGAGAACUGCAUUUCCGCCUUGGAGCGAGGCGCAGACCGACACGGUCCGCUCUAGCGUCUUUCAGACCCCUCACUGUGCGGAGACGGCGAGGACGCACUCGGUUACGUGGAGAGCGAAAGUACACUUCGUUCUCCUCAGCGUCGCCACCGGUUCUUCUCUCUCUCCAGUCCUCCACCCCGGUCAAAUCAGAUUUGCUCUCCUCUCCAGUCGUUCCUCUGACUCCAAGUUGCCCAUCGUCGUCUCCCGAGACCCCCCUCGGAGCACUUGUGUCCCGGUCUCUCCAUUUCCUUCCUUUCUAUGCCUCGGCACCAGCGAGGGGCUUCCAGCGACACUCGCGUCGCACUUGGUCUUCAUCGUGGUCCCGCGAGCCUCGAGCCGGUGUAUUCCGUACUCUGUUUUCUCUUUCUUCUCAGCUCACGCGUCGCUCCUCGCCCUCCGAAACAGCCUCGUCUUCUCCCUCCAAGCACCCUUCUCGUCCCUCGGUUCUCCUCUCUUCGCCCUCAGGCCUUGACCCCACACGGCCGGCCGAGCAAGGCCCUCCGUCUCGGGGUGGGAAAAGAAAGAGACUGUCUCUGGAUUCGGAGCCCCCAGGGUUCCCCCUCUAUCUGAAACGGAAACCAGCGUUGGAAUUUUCAGAUCCCUCAGUGGAGUCCGCGUACGGAUUCUACCUUGCCAAGAUGAGGCGCAUGAGACUUGUGGCCAUCGGCAUCGUCCUCAUUCUUCUCAACAUCAUGUAUGACAUCCCUGAGUAUAUCUCGUCCUUUAGUCGGGAGGAAGCGGGGGGCUGGAGUCGAGGCGAUCCGCCAGUCAGCGGCGACGAAGCGUCCACUCAAGACUGGCCUCCUGUCGACUCUGUGUUCAUCUUUCCAGGAGAGACACAACACUCUCAACAAGAAGGAGACACCGGCAGACACGCGUUGGAGGGAGGAACGAAGAGGUUGCUUUCAUUCGCGCCCAUGCGGUUGAGCACUGCCGUCACAGGGCCCCCCAGAGACGGCGGAGAAAGGACCACCAAGGAGGUCAAAGGCGAUGAAGGACGUUUCCAGAAAGAGGCGCAAGCCGGCUUCCUGGAAAGGGCGCACAAGCCUGGCGGACGAUGGGAAGAGACAGAGAAAGGAAGGAAGGAAGACAGACUCCGGGACCGCAACCAGCCGAGGGGAGACACGGACAGCGACCUGGAGUGGUACGACAGAAGGAGCGUCGGCGAGACUCUCCAAAGCACUGGGAGACGUCUGGCAGAAGAGGAGAGCAUCGUGAGCACAAAUGGAAAGAAGGCGAUUCCCCCCGACGGCAAAGAACGCAUGCCAGGCACCUUGUGGGGAGUUGGUACGAGGGCGAAGAAUCCACCCUCUCAUCGAUCACCUCGAACAGAGAGGCGAUCGCUGAUUAGCAGAGUGAAUAAGGGAAGUGACCAGAAAGAGAAAGGAAGGAAAGGAGCAGAGACGACAGCGGGGGCUCCAAAGACUCGCGCAGACGCUCCGUUCCCCAUUCAUCUAAAAAGGCUGAGGACGACUCGCCGACUUUCAGCUGUGUCGGCCUCCGACCCAGAGGACAGCCUCGUUUUAUUGCCACACGACGGCGUCAGAGGCGAAAACGAAGCAUCGAAGAGCGGUUUCUUGUCAUCUCCAGUUCCCUCUUGGAUGGCUGCCGUCUGGGUUUCCUUCGACGUCGUCGAACUCGUGCUUCAGCUCGGCCUCACGUUCUCCGGCCAUAUGCCGUUUCUCCGAGCCCACACAGAGAAGUGCAUUUCUCUCGCCCUCACAUCGACUACAUUCCUCUCAUCGCUAAAGCCGAUCCUCAUUCUGGGGCACUCCUCCUAUCUCUCGAGACAUUCCCCGAACUCUGCGGAAGAGACACACGCAGAAGGCGGGGGCAGACGAGAAGCUCCUCAGACUCAGGCCGGCGGCUCGGGGCGCGGCGAGGUCCCCCCGCUGCCCCUGCAGACGUGCCUGACCGCGGUGUUUCUCCGUACGAUUGUGGGUUGCGUCUUUGUGGACCUUUUGUGCCUUGUUCGUCGCCACCAACUUCUGCAUCUGCACAGACUGCUGUUCGUUCUUUCACUUUCGCUCCUUCUUCUCUUCACGGUUCUGGGCGUCUGCGUCUUGGACCUCCCUGCCUCGCUCUUCUUCUUCGCGUGGUGUCUGGGGAUCGCUAGCUGGCUGGUGAUGGCUAGCUGCGCCCUCGGAGGUUUGCUCAGUGAAUUGAUGCACCGGAAAACGUUCUACAGCGUCUUUGCCGUCGGCCGGGAGCCAGAUGUGUGCAUGCAAGAGCUCGUAGACGACGAAAAGAAGCGAAAAGCCAUGCCUCUGUUCAGUGGAAAAAACAUGCUGGAGCAGCUCACAGAACUGGUCAAGACGAUGGAGGCGACGCUCGCCGAGGUAGAUAUCUACCGGCUCGAUCACCACACCUACUCGUCUUUCGCCCUCAUCCGGUCGCUGCAGACAAAAUGCUUAGAUGUCUUGACUUCUGGAGGAGACGUCUACGCCGUCACAUGGGACUCCCAGACCGUCCCCAGAGAAAUUCAUCUCCACUGUUCACAGACGGACGCCUACGCGCAUGCAGUUGGAAGUGCCGCGCCCGCUCCUGGACCGGAGGCGAGUUGCCUCCCAGGCGACUUCCACGCUUGUGCAGUCCUGCAGGAAGACCCGCGAGAAGACGAAGGAGACGCAGACGGAAGAGAAGAGAAAAAAGCCUCCAAAGAAGAAGAAGGUCAAACCGACUCUGACUGGACGAGGCUGGACGCGAGCGCAUGCAAUCCGAAGACGGCCUUCAAAAUGGAGAAGGAGGCUGAGGGGGAGGAAGAGACAGGUGCAGGAGAAGAGACACAAAGAGAGAGAGAGGAUGAGGCACCGAGAGACAAGGCACAGUCAAGGGGAAGAACGGAACGUGGAGAGACGAGAAGAGAGAUGAGAGAGACGUCAUUCGAUAGACGAAGAGUCAGGCAACAUGACGGUUUUUUGAAGGCGCACAGAAGACCGGAAACGACGCCCUUUUCGUCUUUCGAUACGGCGAGCGACAGCUGGGAAUGUGCACACGACCUUUCGUUUCUCUCUCCCUCUCGCCUUGUGGUAGAUCUUGUGCUGUCCCCAGGUUUCAUGCCUGCAGCUCCUCAUUCUCAUGCGGCACCUUCAGGGCAGGACAGCGAGUCUCAACAGGAAUCUCAAGAGGGGAGACGGAACUCUGUUCACUGUUCGUUUGAAAGGAAAGCAGCGACACGCACAAGCGCACAAGAGAACAAACGAACGAAUGGGUCAACGAAGAGAACGAAAGACGUCUUUGCGUCGGUCUCGCGAUCGCAUUCUUCAGUUGGUGGCGCCCCUGGUGUGACAUCUCCGGACAUUUUUGAACGGCAUCCCUUUCGCGUUGCAACAAGCUCACCGGGAUUGAGGUCCGUUGCCGGGGUCGCUUCGGCGGCAAAGAGAGACCGGACGAAAGGAGAAGGAGACUCGGGAGACGAAGGGGAGAACGAGGCGUCAGUCCAUGUGGGCGGGACCGCUGAAGACGAACCACUUGGCUGUCGGCGUGGAACUGUGGAGAGUCGCGCAAUUUCCUCAAGCCCCAAAGAGAGCGGAAAGGAAGACGAAAGGAGCGGCGAAGGAAACGAAGAAGGCGAGACAGCUGGCGCACCUGCUUGUCGUUCGUCGCCCCCUUCAAGACGCAGAGAAAUUCCCCUUUCGUUCGCAACGAGACAGAGUCACAGAGUGUCUACGAAAGUCCGUGGAGCAAGUGCAAGCGGGGAUGCAGAUGGGCUGAAGAAAGUCGCAAAAGCAGCGGGGAGACAAGCAUGCUCAGGGCGACCUCGAGGAGAGCCAGUGGAAGCAGAGAAACAGGAAAGGAAGGCCGACGGCGCCGUUCCGGCAAAGGCAGAAGUGAUGGACGGGGAGCUCCGGAAACGCUCUGGCUCUCCACAGAGAAAGAGUCUGAGGUUUCGCUUUGUGCCUGACGACUCAGACAAACCGAGUGAAGGCGAGGCUGCCUGGAGGAGCACACAGAGACGACACAGCCUUGAAGCAAAAAACACAAUUGGGAACGUCUCGUGUGGCGCAUGCAGUUCUUCUGACGAGGCAUGUCGAGUGCUGCCUUUUGUGGGCAGACACGCAAAGGGAGAAGAAGAGACAGAAGAGGAAGUGAAGCGGUCUGACAGUCCGUCUCGGCAGAAGAUGACUUCGUCGCCAGAGUUGGAAGAAAGGAGGCAGGAGGGACAGACGGAUGCUGAGGGAGCAGGAGAGAGAGACGAGAACUCGAAGGAAGAGAAGAACCGAAUGUGGCGGCGCACAGACGCCGUCGACACCCGGGGUGAACUGUCCUUCGACGCCUCGCUCCGGCGAUCGAAGCAAGGUGCAAGCCUUGCCCGUGUUGGGCUCACGUGGACGCUCGAUCUCUUUUCGCUCGAUGCGCUCAGUAAUGGAAAUGUUCUCGUCGCAGUCGGGCUCCAUCUCCUCCUCCCACACCGACAACGCGGGCACCUGCGUUGCUCGCAAGGCGACCUCCGAUCCUUUCUGCAGAAUUUGCAGAGUCUGUAUUUGCCGAAUCUUUACCACAACCGCGUGCAUGCAGCGAUGGUCGCCCACCUGUCCGUUUUUCUCUCUCGCACAGCAGGCAUGAGUCCCUGGCCUGCGCGCUCAUGUUCGUCCUGUCGCUCAAGGCAGGCGUCGCUGCGCCUUUCACCUGAGUGCUCGUGGGGGCGAGGCGACGUGGAGACACAGGAGACACUCGACGCUUCCCCCGGGCUGUCCGAAUUCCCUUCGACGCAGCUUCACUCGUUCGCUUCCAAUCCGCGAACCACGCUCGAAUCUCCCCAGGAUCCGGCGGUUUGCAGAGCGGCGGGUGCGGCACAGGAGGCUCGUCUUCAGAGUCCUUUCAGAGGGUCCGCCUCUCAGUGCGCAUCUGCAACUUCUCCGGUUCGUCAAAAAGAGAGAACGGACAAAGAUGCGUCGGCACUGCAUGAGUGGUGCCUCGCUUCCCAGGAGUCAGUGGACACCCGCGACGUCUCUCUGUCUCCUGGCGAUCGGUCAGAGAUCACAAAGAGACAUAUAUGGUGCUCGUCGCGCUCCUCAGAUGCCUUGCCUCCUCGCCAAAACGCGGCGGCGCGAAGAAGCGCUUCUCAGCUUCUUUCCCGGCGCCGAUCCUUUCGGUUUUCUCCACACCACAGCCCGCAGGCCCCCGCCUGUCCUCCUCGAGGCGGGGGUCCGAGUGACUGGGACGCGAGGCAGGGGGAGAUUUGUGGCGGUGAAGAGGAAAACCUCCACGCGUUGGAGCACGUGCACUCGAGCCAUGGAGGUCCGCGCGCGCGAGCCUCUACAGCGUGCGAAGGCGGAAUGCGCGACGGCCUCGCAGAGAGCGAGAGGAGGUUCCAGGAAGCCGCGCUUCUCUCAAACCUGUCAAGCCGAGAGGCGAGGAGAGAGGAUGACACUACGGGGCUGUGUGGCGCAGCGAGACACGGAAAAGAAGACGACGCCAGCGAGAAGCGACUCCUGCAAGGAUCGCAGAAAGAUGCGCAGGAGAUGACGAAAGACAGAGGCCCAGACAGCCAUCAUGGCACCGAACGCGCUCCACCGAGAAUGAUUGAUGACGAAACGAUUCUCUGCUUCGCCGCUCUCGGCCACGAUGUGGGACAUCCAGGAUUCAACAACGCGUUUCUCGUCGCAACGAACCAACCGAUUGCUCUUGUCUACAACGACCAUGCUGUCCUUGAAAACUACCACGCCUACAUCACCUUCAGAACGUUGACUUGCUACACUUCUACCACUGACACAAAUGGGCAAGGCUGCGAAGGAAGCGUCCUGAAAGGAAUAACGCCGGCAGAGUAUCGGUAUUUUCGGAAGCAUCUGAUUGAACUGAUUCUCGCGACGGACAUGAGCCAGCACUUUAGCACAAUUUCGACUGUGAGAGUUCGACGCGAAAGUCGCACCUUCAAUUUCAUCACCAACGAAGAAGACCGGUGGAUGAUGAAAAAACUGUGCAUGAAAAUCGGAGACAUCGGCCACGCAGCGCUCGACUGGGAUCAGCACUACAAAUGGUCGAUGCGGGUCACCGAGGAGUUUCUUCUCCAGGGAGAUGCAGAGUUGAAAGCGGGUCUUCCCGUAUCGCCUUUGUGCGACAGAAACGCGCCAGAGAUUGAGUUGCACAAGUCACAAAGCAGCUUCAUAAAUUAUUUGGUUGUUCCGCUCAUCAACGAGCUGGUCGGGUGUCUCGAGGCGCAUCCCCGCCAGAGUGUCGCACCGCCUUCCCUACUCGGGUCCGAGACCACGGAAAAAAGCACAGUGCAUAGUUCCUUGUUGAGCACAACGCAGACGGGAGACAGCCGCCCACACAGUCGGACGAGCGCCUUGAGUAAAGCGUUUAGUUCUUCCGACGUCACGAGUUACCGGCUGCUCCACCGGUACGGGAGAAGCACGAUGGCUGCACAUAGCCCGUAUUUGGGGAGGCCAGGGACAUUUUCUGCUCCAGACGAAUGCUGGAACGAAGAACGGGUACCGUCGGGAAUAUCCCCUGCAGACACAAUUCGAGAAAUCGUUCUUUUUCAAGCGCUGCGAAAUGCCGAGCGCUGGUCAGCGAGAGCCCAUGUGUUGGAGACGAAGACAGGAAAGACUCCGGCUGUCUCUGUUUCAGGUUUCGGAAGCGCAGACGCGAGUGAGGGGCAGCGAGCGAUAGGAUCGAAAAGAGCCACACCGGGAAAAGAAGACUCGACGAAGUCAUCAAAGGACUCUCCCCGCUCUGCCUUCGCUUCGUCCCCUCCACACGCCCACGGUCCGGGGGCCUCCACGCCUCCGGGGCCUCAGAGUGUGUGUGGGGCCUCGUUCUGGACGCAACGCCGGCUGCUGGUCCGGCAUAAAACCUACUCUCCAGCGCGUUUUGGCAUUUCCGCAGAGGACGAAAGAGACGAAGGAGAAGACCGGCUGAGUAGAGACGAGGGAGAAACCGGGGCGCUUGCCGGUUCCCCCGGAUUCCCUCUGGGGAAGCGGGACCGAAUGAGGGAGAGAAAGCUGAAGCCCCCUCGCAGACGGAGUUGGAUGACGGUGACGGAAAACCGGAAGAGGCGGGAACAAGAGGAGCAGCGAAGAGACGACCGAUCGCGAGUAAAGGAGAACGUUUUACGGGGGAUUCUGAAGAGAGAAAAAGAAGAAAAGAAAUCCAACGAGGGCACACGAGACGGGGUUCGCUCUAGCACCUGCAGGCAUGCAAACCCGGAACAGAGAACCAACAGAGAGGACCGGAAAGGGAAGACUUCUGGCAACCACGAGAUGGACGAAAACGCAGACAGAAGCCGAAUGAGCGGUACUCGCAAGCCGGGAAACGAAACAUGGGGAAGGGAAAAAGAUCUGGAAGACCACCAACCACACACAUGCGAGAUGCUGCCACAGGAAAAGGAAAUCACAGACAUCGCAGAAGAAACUGAGAGAGGUCGAGCGGUGGAAAGCGCCGGGACUCUUUCACAGAAGGAAGCAAGAGAAACGAAAAAGCGAGAAGCCAGUAAAGAGAAAGGCAAAGGCGCGAGGCGACAUGCUGGAGAGAGCAUGCAGAUGUCACAGAUGAGCCUAGAGACGGAACUGUUGCACGUCGAAAAAAGGGUGUGCGAAACAGUGUAACGCAGAACGAAGCAGAUUGACAAAGGGCGAUUGUGAAGGAUAAGAAACAAGGAGGACUGAGGGAAUUGAGAUUGGAAACGAAGUUGGCCCGACACAGGAGGCUCACAAAGCACAAAACGAGAGGACUGCGACACCAAAAACGGUCACACUGUCUGUACGCGUUAUGCGUCAAAGCUGCACCGUUUUGAGGCCCGGAAAAGGGGAAAGAUGCAAGCGAUCCAUUGUGGGCCAAAGAGCCACACGUAACAUCCCGAGUGCUUCCGAAGACUUCCACUCUGAAGCAGUCAGGACUACACAAUACAUUUUGAAAUUGCUUUUCCCAGUGACACUCCAGCAAACACUCAGACUCCCGCGGGUCCACAUCUUUCUACCGUUAUGGCUUGAGUUCUCCGUUCUUGGUAAAAAAGCACCGCGAGAGAUGCGACCCUGAAGCCUACGACGAAGGGUGGACACAGAGGGAGUGUUGAGACCAGUCUGUUUCUGUCUACAGAAGGACGCGACGGGCGCUGGUGCGUGGUGAGUCACCUGUUUUCUCUCGGCGCGACGUUUGUCUGAAACAAGAGAGGGAACCAUCCUUCUUAUUCAUUUACCUCGCCUUUUCUCUUGAGACCAAACUGCAGCUCGUGCCUCGAUGGCGGAUGUCGCUGCUUUCUCGGGUGCAGCUUCGCCCCUCUCGGAACAGCAGCAGCUAUCGCUGUGCAGUUUGGCUUGGCCACAAACUCGAUGCCCCCAAACACUAAAUUUGUUUCGUGA
Toxoplasma gondii ME49 is the source of this 12564-nucleotide messenger RNA. RefSeq names its product 3'5'-cyclic nucleotide phosphodiesterase domain-containing protein. Lineage: Eukaryota; Apicomplexa; Conoidasida; Eucoccidiorida; Sarcocystidae. The transcript is spliced from 6 exons. Gene Ontology annotation, biological process: signal transduction. The record is from RefSeq and is a predicted model, not a curated record. Gene Ontology annotation, molecular function: 3',5'-cyclic-nucleotide phosphodiesterase activity. Bases 1381 to 11811 code for a protein of 3476 amino acids.